Messenger RNA from Rhipicephalus sanguineus (brown dog tick), 818 nucleotides. RefSeq names its product ornithine decarboxylase-like. The transcript is spliced from 6 exons. NCBI's taxonomy places the organism in Eukaryota, Metazoa, Arthropoda, Arachnida, Ixodida, Ixodidae. The coding region runs from base 195 to 818 and encodes 207 amino acids. Gene Ontology annotation, cellular component: cytoplasm. Gene Ontology annotation, molecular function: ornithine decarboxylase activity. The record is from RefSeq and is a predicted model, not a curated record.
AAGACGAAGCUUUUUUUGUCUGUGAUCUUCUGGACAUCACCCGGAAGGUGGAGCUCUGGCACCAGUGUCUGCCCCGUGUGACGCCAUUCUUCGCAAUAAAGGCUUGCGGAGACCCUGUGGUGCUGGCGGAGUUGAACGCCCAGAACGUCAACUUCGACUGCUCAAAUAAUACAGAGAUACAGACAAUACUUGAAAUGGGUGUUGACCCAGACCGCAUAAUCUACGCCCACCCUGUGAAAAGCACGUCCCACAUGAAGUUCGCCGCCGCACACGGCGUGACGUUGAUGACGUUCGACUGUGUCGAAGAGCUGCAGAAAGUCGUAGACAAGAACGCCAGGUUAUUGCUUCGAAUAAAAGGCGAUAGUGAUGGUUGCAAGAUUUCAUUCGAUCAGAAAUUUGGUUGCAGCGUGGAUGAAGCGAGACAUAUUCUGGAAACUGCACGAGAUCUCCACUGCAACGUAGUUGGUGUAUGUUUCCACGUCGGUGCUGCCUACCAAAACCCACGGAUCUUCUCUCGCACUAUACAGAUGGCCAAGAUGGUGUUCGACAUGGCAACGGAGCUCGGAAAGCCCAUGACGAUCCUCAAUAUAGGAGGCGGCUUCCCAGGUGGAGUACGCAGCAUCUGCACAUUCAAGCAGGUGUGCGAGUCGGUCCGGCGUGCAACCGCUGAGCACUUUCCCCCGUCGAGUGGAGUGCAGAUCAUCGCUGAGCCUGGCCAGUUCUUCGUCGCGUCAGCCUAUCACCUCGCUGUCCGAGUCGUUGGCAAAAGACGCAGGGACAUUGUCAUUGAUGGUAGGUAUAUUAAGCCUGCUUUCUAA